Molecule: messenger RNA, 367 nt
Organism: Amoebophrya sp. A25
Lineage: Eukaryota; Dinophyceae; Syndiniales; Amoebophryaceae
Source: the annotation of a GenBank genome assembly
AUGAUAGAGGCUGGAGCGCUAAUCCCAAGGAGUAGGAGUCCAACGUCUUUGACCACAGAGUCGUGCCAGCGUAGCUAUGGAAAAGAAUCCACUGAGACCACACUCUUGGCAAGCAGCCACGAGAGUAGGAGAGAUUCGCCGAGUUUAAGGGUCGUCAAUUCAUUCUUGCAGCCUCCACCGCCACAACUAUCCAUAAUGGCCUGUUUUGAAAUAGGAAAGAACUCAGGGGAUGAAUCAUGGAGGUGUGAUGCAUGGAGGAGCUGCCUUUAAAAAAUUAUAGCAGUACAACGACUGCAGGAUUAGAAAUGUACCUGCAGCAAAGAAAUACACAUAACCGGAAGAUGCGAGAGGAAAGCCUCAGGCAGUG